UUUAACCCUUUCAUACAGAUGGCAAAGCUGUGGCACCUCAUGCUCCUGUGCUGGGCCUGGAGUCCUCUGUGUCUGCCGGCCACUGUGAGCUUCACUGGUACACCACAGGAGUGUCAAAAGGCUCACUUUGUCCCUGGUUACAAUCUGGGUGGAGAAGGCUUCGACAUCGUCACGAUGGAGAGGAAAGGUGCCUAUAUCAUUGACACUGAAACAUGGAAACUUGGAAGCAAUGGCUCUUGCAGGCUGUACAGAAACAGCUACAUGAAUAGCAAGCAACAGAAGGUCCCAGUUGCUAUAGUGGACUGGAGAGUCCUCCCGAAGUGCAGUUUAAAGGUCUCCGGUCUACUGUAUGAUUCGGUCGAACAUCUUGUCAAUGAUUCCACAUCAUCCGUGUCCAAUGAUUGGGAAAUCGGCCUCGAUAUCCCUGUAAGUCCCUCUGUCACUGUUGGGGUAGGAUUUGGAGGUUCCCACUCCAAAGAGUCUACCUUCGGCAUGCAAAAAUCAAAACAAGACCGCUACACCUUCUCUCGCCAUUCUGUCCGCUGUACAUUCUACAGCUACAGAGUGGCAACAAAACCUCAACUGAGUCACGAGUUUGAAUCAGCUGUGAACUCCCUUCCUUCAUAUUCAUGUAAGACUGCACAAUUGUAUCGCAGUAUGAUCGACACAUAUGGCACACAUUUCAUCACAAGGGUGUCUCUUGGAGGGCAAAUGAAGGCAAUCACUUCAAUCAAGACCUGUCAGGCAACCAUGAAUGGCCUGUCAGCAACAGAAGUCAGUGAUUGUUUGUCAGUCGAGGCCUCAGUUAGCUUUGCAGGUUCUGCCAGCAUUAAGGCCAUGUACAAACACUGUCAGGAAAAGAAGAAGAAGUUAGGCUCAAACAGAAGUUUUAGCAGCACGUUUAAUGAGCGUAACACAGAGAUCAUUGGUGGAAAUAUCAAUGGUGCUGAUAUCCUCUUUGAAGGGCAAUCAGACCGCUCCAUCUAUAAAAACUGGGUCAACUCACUGAUAACCUCACCUGAUGUUGUCCAAUACAACAUCAAGCCCCUGCACACAGUACUGCCAGGUGGUCAUCGUGCCAGUGCCGGACUGAAGAAGGAGGUGGAGAAGUACAUCAAGAAAAAUGCAGUGCUGAAAAAAUGCUCAGAAAGCUGUACGAUUGGGCAAAGAUCCAGCAGAAGGGAUCCUUGUGCUUGUGUUUGCAACAGUAAUCAGAAUAUCAAGUCUAACUGCUGUCCUGCUGGUAAAGGUCUCGCAACAUUAAGAGUCUUCAAGCUUUAUGCAAAGGGUCUGUAUGGUGAUAGGUGGACUCAGACAGAUGGUUCAGUUGAGGUUAGAUAUGGUGACCAGAUAAAGCGCACUGCCAUUAUAGCAAACAAUGACAAUCCAAGAUGGUCAGAGACAUUUCAGUUUGGACAAAUAACCAUCAGCAUGAAAGACAAACUUACAUUCACUGUUUAUGAUGAGGAUACCUACUGGGACAGUGAUCUGCUUGGCAAGUGUACAUUUGAUCUGCGUAGAGGGAAUGUGACAGACAGUUGUAUGUUGAACCACGGUACCUUCUUCUUCUCCUAUGAAGUGAAGUGUGCGCCAAGUCUUGGUGGCAACCAGUGUCAAGAGUACAUACCAACCCCCAUGAGCCCCUCUCUGGCCAAGGUCUUCCACACCAGAAAUGGGGUCCUUCUUGGAGAAACUAACGAGCAAUGUGAUGAACCAGUCAGUCAGUCAGGAUGAGCCCAGAUAGAGAUAUGAAAUGGAAGACAGUUAAGACAAGACAUUAAACUUAAUGAGGGAUACUUUGCCAGUAGAUGAUAAUGCUUGCAAUCUUGCUGCCAUAUUUGUUUAACUUUCAUAUGGAUUUAUGAUUUCCUUUCCAGACAUUUCUCAAAUUUAAUUAGAAUUAUGUUUGUAAACUUUCAUAGUGCAGGUUUUAUGUUUUUCUACUUUGUAACAUGUAUGUUAUUACAUUUGCCAGUAAAGCAUUCACAGAAACAGCACAGGUGUCUGACUAUAUGUUAUCAAACUGUUGUUUGAUGAAAGUCCUUUUUAUUUUUUCAGUUAUAUGUAACACAUGUAAACAUUUGAGUGUACUUAAGUGAGAGAGAACACCACAGAUAUUACUCUAAAUGACUUCAGCUGUAUUCAUGACGAAUGAUGACUCUUGUGAUGUUAUCAACAAACAAGUUGUAUAAUCUCAGACAAAAGUAGUGAGCAAGACAAGAAGGUGAGACAACUGAAAGCUAGUCUACCUGCUCUCCAAAGCCAAAUUUAUUGAACCAACCACUCAGAAAAUGUGAGAUGCAAAAUGGCUCAACUUAUAACCCAGCAAGGAUAACCAUUUGCAGAUAAUUACAGUGAUUCACUGGAGCAGAACAGCAGUUUACACUUACUUAUCUCUCACCUUUUUCAAAACAGUAUGAGGACCCCAGAGAGAUGCAUGAAAGCCCAG
Scatophagus argus is the source of this 2449-nucleotide messenger RNA. Its product is annotated as perforin-1-like. Bases 19 to 1734 code for a protein of 571 amino acids. Lineage: Eukaryota; Metazoa; Chordata; Actinopteri; Scatophagidae. The transcript is spliced from 3 exons. The record is from RefSeq and is a predicted model, not a curated record.